UGCGUUUAUUGUCACCCUUCUUUCUUCUCUCUCCCUUUCUCUUUCAAGCAUGUGGGUUCCAUGCUUUUGCCUCCCCAAGGAAAUGCAAAUCAUCAAUGAGUAUUGAUUUAGAGGCCUCACUUUUCGAGAUGUGGUUCUGAUUCUCAGUUGCAGAACGAGACGCUCCAGAGCAUGUUUUGUACAGUUCUCUGCUUCAUGUCAGCAAUUCUAUUUGCCAUGCGAAUCAGACCUCAAAUGGUGUCUCUUUAGGGUUCUCGUGUGACGGUGGCUGCUGGAUUUUACUGGUUGAUGCAUGUCUUGAAUAUUUCUUCUCCAGUAUAUCAAAAAUGGAAUCUGGAGGAGGGUUCUAUUCUGUCGAUGAGCUCAGAUUGGACCCAAAGUGGCUAAUUGAUCCUAAGCUUCUAUAUGUAGGGCCCAGAAUUGGAGAGGGAGCUCAUGGCAAAGUCUAUGAGGGCAAAUACAAAAACCAGACGGUUGCAAUUAAAAUUUUGCAUAAAGGGGAAACUGCAGAAGAAAUUGCCAAGAGAGAAGCCCGAUAUGCUAGGGAGGUUGCGAUGUUGUCUAGAGUUCAACAUAAGAACUUGGUGAAGUUUAUUGGUACCUGCAAAGAGCCUGUAAUGGUGAUAGUCACUGAACUCUUACUGGGAGGAACAUUGCGCAAGUAUUUGCUUAACAUGCGGCCAAAUUGCUUGGACAUACAUGUUGCUAUUGGUUUUGCCCUUGAUAUUGCUCGUGCUAUGGAGUGCCUGCAUUCUCAUGGGAUCAUUCACCGUGACCUGAAGCCUGAGAACUUACUCUUGACUGAAGACCAGAAAACAGUCAAGCUAGCAGAUUUUGGCUUAGCUAGAGAGGAAUCAUUGACAGAGAUGAUGACUGCUGAAACAGGAACUUACCGUUGGAUGGCUCCAGAGUUGUAUAGCACUGUCACACUGAAGCAGGGAGAGAAGAAGCAUUACAACCAUAAAGUGGAUGCUUAUAGCUUUGCAAUUGUUCUGUGGGAGCUCUUGCAUAACAAACUGCCCUUUGAAGGCAUGUCAAAUCUCCAGGCAGCUUAUGCAGCAGCCUUUAAAAAUGUUAGACCCAGUGCAGAGAAUCUCCCUGAAGAAUUGGCUGUAAUUCUGACUUCAUGCUGGCAAGAAGACCCGAAUGCCCGGCCCAACUUCACCCAAAUAAUCCAAAUGCUGCUCAAUUAUCUUUACACUAUUUCACCCCCUAAACCGAUGAUUCCUUCAAGAAUAUUCACUUCCGAGAAUACCAUCUUCGCACCAGAGUCCCCUGGCACGAGUUCUUUGAUGGCUAAAUGUGACAACACAGGAGAUACUCCCAGAAAAAAGGAGGAACACAAGCCUAAUGGCUUUCUUUCUUGCUUCAACCAAUGCUUUUAAUAAUUGAAUAAGAAGAUAGAUCCCCUUCAAGGGUAAAAUAGAUUAAAAAAAAUAAACGAGGUCACUUGAGAAUCUAGUCCACUGAGAUCUUUUUGGCAAUUUGUAAAUUGUCCGAAACGAUUCCUUUACACUUCCAGUGAAAGUUAUCUGUUUCGUCUAUUAAACCUACCGGGCAUUACAUCUGAUGCAGAUUUAAAUGUAGGAUUCCGAUCAUACCAAUUAGUAGUCAUCUAUAAAUAGUGCAAGAUUUUCACCUAUCGUUCUAAGCAUGU
Molecule: messenger RNA, 1657 nt
Organism: Neltuma alba
Lineage: Eukaryota; Viridiplantae; Streptophyta; Magnoliopsida; Fabales; Fabaceae
Product: serine/threonine-protein kinase STY13
Exons: 6
Coding region: 327-1385 (352 amino acids)
Biological process (GO): signal transduction; protein phosphorylation
Cellular component (GO): cytoplasm
Molecular function (GO): ATP binding; protein kinase activity
Source: RefSeq, a predicted model, not a curated record